Messenger RNA from Nicotiana attenuata, 872 nucleotides. RefSeq lists its product as uncharacterized. Gene Ontology annotation, biological process: protein ubiquitination. Lineage: Eukaryota; Viridiplantae; Streptophyta; Magnoliopsida; Solanales; Solanaceae. The transcript has 7 exons. The record is from RefSeq and is a predicted model, not a curated record. Gene Ontology annotation, molecular function: ubiquitin-protein transferase activity; zinc ion binding. The coding region runs from base 74 to 736 and encodes 220 amino acids. Gene Ontology annotation, cellular component: membrane.
UAAGACGCCAAGAAAACAGAGAAAGAAGAAGGAAAGAACAAAAACUAUCAGAAUAUUGCAUUAAAAGAUUAUUAUGAAAAGCAAAACUCAGAUGGGAGAAGUGAUAAUAUAUGUAGAUGAAUAUAAAUUCAUCUCUGGUUCAACAUAUUUAUGUAGAAUUUGCCAUGACGAAGAAUUUGAAAGCUGUAAAAAUUUAGAAGCUCCUUGUGCAUGUUCUGGAACUGUCAAGUUUGCUCACAGGGAUUGUAUUCAAAGAUGGUGCAAUGAAAAGGGAAAUACAAUCUGCGAAAUUUGCUUACAGAAAUUUGAACCUGGAUACACGGCUCCACCUCCUAAGAAGGCCCACUUGUUUGAUAAUACAGCUGCGACAAUUAGAGGAAAUGCAGAAGCAGAUAUAGAAAAUGGAAGGGAAAGAGAAUCAGAAGAAGAAGGACAAAUGUUGGUGAGGAGUCAGUAUUCUCAAUGUUCACAAGCAGCAGAUAGAAGUGCCUCUUGUUGUCGAACCGUUGCUCUCAUUUUCACAAUUCUGCUUAUGAUGAGACAUCUGCUAGAGGUGCUCACUGGAGGACCAAGAAACUAUCCCUUUACACUUCCUACACUGCUUAUUAUAAAAUCCACUGGAAUACUCUUGCCCAUGUACAUUAUAGUCCUGUUAAUCACAAGAAUUCAGAUUAUCAUUAGACAGCAGUAUCUGGAUACAGAAGACAGCUUAUCCAACUCUGACCAAGACAACUAAUAAGAGAGCCCUCCCCAAUUUUCUAUUCUUUUCAUUAACAGUGUAAUUUGUAUUUUCUAAGCAUCAUCCUGAUGCUUUAUCUAAUUGGUUUUUAGUUUUUACCAUACUCGUGGAGAGUAAUGAAAGUUUCACAACA